This is a messenger RNA of Topomyia yanbarensis, 5292 nucleotides long. RefSeq lists its product as uncharacterized. The record is from RefSeq and is a predicted model, not a curated record. Gene Ontology annotation, biological process: DNA integration. Gene Ontology annotation, molecular function: zinc ion binding; nucleic acid binding. Lineage: Eukaryota; Metazoa; Arthropoda; Insecta; Diptera; Culicidae. Bases 1 to 5292 code for a protein of 1763 amino acids. The transcript has a single exon.
AUGCCGCCAACGGGUUCAGCAACGUCGGUGAAAAAGGCUCCAUCCCUGAGGGCGCUACAUACGAAACUUAAGGGACUGCAAACAUCGUUGAACAACAUCGUCAAGUUCGUUCAAUGCUGUGAUGAAAAUACGACUGCCAGCCAGGUAUCAGUUCGUCUUGAACGGUUAGAUGAACUAUGGGAGAAAAUCGGGGAAACGAUAUAUGAAAUCGAAUCCCAUGAUGACUUCGAAGCAGGUGAAGAGGCUUUUUCCAAGGAACGCGUGAACUUCGAAGAUCGCUACUACGAUGUAAAAUCUGCCCUGAUGGAUAAGGCAAGGGAGUUGCAAGAUGCUCCCGUCUUGGAGCAGUCGGUUAGGCAAACCGACACGAAUCAGCAUGCAUCCAUGGAUCACGUUCGGCUCCCGCAAAUACAGCUGCAGACUUUUGAUGGUAACAUCGAUGAAUGGCUCAGCUUCCGGGAUCUGUUCACAUCAUUGAUUCACUGGAAGACUGAAUUACCAGAGGUUGAGAAAUUUCAUUAUCUCAAGGGGUGCCUCGAAGGAGAAGCUAAGGCGUUAAUCGAUCCCUUGAAGAUAACAAAAGGCAAUUACCAAAUUGCCUGGGAUUUGUUGGUCAAACGCUACAACAAUAGCAAGCUUCUAAAAAAACGGCAGGUGCAAGCACUGUUUAAACUACCUGUAUUGGCUAAGGAAUCGUCGACCGAGCUACACAAAUUACUGGAAGGUUUCGACAGGAUAAUUCAAACGCUGGAUCAGGUAGUGCAGCCAGUAGAUUAUAAGGACCUUCUGUUGGUUGAUGUCCUCAGCUCUAGAUUAGAUCCAUAUACAAGACGAGGAUGGGAGGAGUUUUCUUCUGACAAGGACCAAGACACGUUAAGGGAUCUAACAGAAUUUCUUCAGCGGAGAAUUCGGAUUUUAGAAUCACUCCCGGCAAAGCCAUCGGAAGGUCGAUCAGACUUCGUAAUGGCACAGAGGAAAAAACCUUUUGCGGUCCGCACCAGCCAUAGUGCCUCACAAUCAUCAGCCGGGAAAUGCAUUGCUUGCUCGGAUAGCCAUUGGUUGCACGUAUGUCCAUCGUUCCAACGAAUGUCAGUUGCUAGCAAGGAGUCCUUCCUACGCUCACACUCUCUUUGUCGGAAUUGCUUCAGGAAGGGCCACCAGGCAAAGGAUUGCUCUUCAAGGUUUUCUUGUAGAAGAUGCAAAGGUCGACACCAUACGAUGGUUUGUUUUAAACCGGAUGGCGAGAACGGUAACAAGGCUUCUUCGGUAGAAGGGAAAUCCUCUACAAGUACACAAGAUGGAAAGGUUGCAAAUGUAGUUGCUACAGAUGUAGUAACAUCUAACAUGGCACAUCAACGUGCCUCUAAGCUUCUCCUCGCAACAGCUGUAGUUCUCGUCGAAGAUGAUGAUGGGAAACGUCACCCGGCACGUGCCCUACUGGAUUCAGGAUCAGAAUGUAACUUUGUUUCUGAAAGGUUGUGCAAGCUCAUGAAUAUCUCUAAGGAUGGGGUUGAUAUUUCUGUGGUUGGAAUCGGGCAGGCGUCUACGAGAGUACGACAUCAGAUCCAUACCACAAUACGAUCGCGAAGCUCAUCGUUCGCUUGUAGCAUGACAUUGCUGGUGUUACCGAGGGUUACGGCCAACCUACCAACUACAACGGUUUCAACAAGGGGAUGGGAUAUCCCCGAAGGAAUCAUACUAGCAGAUCCAGCAUUUCAUCAAACGAAUAGUGUAGACCUCAUAUUCGGAAUUCAAUCUUUCUUCGGCUUUUUCCGGACAGGCAAGGCUAUUCCAUUAGGUGAUGGGUUACCUUUGCUUACCGAAUCGGUUUUCGGUUGGGUUGUUUCCGGAGAAGUAUCAUCUCCUACUCAAUCGUCGCAAAUUUCUUGCAACAUGGUGGUAUCGGACAACUUGGAGGAGUUGAUGGAGCGGUUUUGGUCCUGCGAGGAAGUGGGAGACAGCUGUAAUUACUCCCCGGAAGAAGCGCGCUGCGAGGAGCAGUUUGGGCGCACAGUUCAACGAGGAUUGGAUGGCCGAUACACAGUUACCCUUCCGAAAAAUGGUGAAUUCAUAUCGAAAUUGGGGGAUUCUAAGGAUAUCGCAUUGCGACGUUUCCAGGGUUUGGAAAGAAGACUGGGCAGAGAUCAAGAUCUACGCAAGCAAUAUAAAGCAUUCAUGGCCGAGUAUUUGGAAUUAGGUCAUAUGCGGAAGGUGGCUGACGAUACGUGCGUUAAACGAUACUUUUUACCACAUCAUCCGGUUGUAAAGGAGGCCAGCACAACCACUAAGGUCAGAGUGGUGUUUGACGCUUCAUGUAAGACCUCUACAGGGAUUUCCGUAAAUGAUGCUCUUUUGGCAGGGCCAGUUAUUCAACAAGAUCUUCGGUCAAUCAUGUUGCGCUGCAGAACAAGACAAGUAAUGAUCGUUGCGGACGUGGAGAAAAUGUUCCGGCAGGUUAAAAUGGCCCAAAAUGAUACGACUUUUCAAAGUAUACUAUGGCGGUUUGAUAUGGAGGCAGAAGUAGAGACAUAUGAGCUAACCACCGUGACUUACGGUACGAAACCUGCGCCAUUCCUAGCAACGAGGACCUUAAAACAGCUAGCUCUGGAUGAAGGAAGCAGUUUUCCGCUUGCAGCGAAGGCGAUGGAAGAAGAUGUCUAUAUGGACGACGUGAUUACUGGAACCGAUGACGUCAAUGUAGCCAUAGAAUUGAGGAAGCAAUUGGAUGCUAUAAUGGCCAGCGGCGGAUUCAGAUUGAGGAAAUGGGCCUCAAAUAAUCAAACCGUACUGGACGGUAUUCCUCAAGCUGACUUAGCACUCCCGAUGGUGGAUGGUAUUAGUUGGGAUCAAGACCAAAUGGUAAAGACUUUGGGUCUGACUUGGUUACCAAACAUGGAUACGUUGAGAUUCAACUUCGACAUUCCGGCGCUACUCCCAGAUCAAUUGCUAACAAAGCGAAAGAUUCUUGCAAUUAUAGCAUCGCUCUUUGACCCGUUAGGACUUAUCGGAGCGACCGUCACGAUAGCAAAGAUAUUUAUGCAGCGGUUAUGGAGUAUGCGAGAUGCUCAGGGUAACGCACUGAAUUGGGAUUCCCCGAUACCCGAAACGGUGGGUGAGGAAUGGCGGAAGUUUCAUCAGCAGCUGCCGUCAUUGAACAAUCUGCGCAUAAAACGAUGUGUUAUCGCACCAAGAGCUGUGUCGACUCAAAUACAUUGCUUCUGUGACGCAUCGGAAAGAGCUUACGGGGCAUGUGUGUACCUAAGAACCUUUAGGGACAACGGAGAGAUUACGGUUAGGCUUCUAACGUCCAAAUCAAAGGUGGCACCUUUGAAGACACAGUCACUGCCACGGUUGGAGCUUUGCGGUGCAUUACUUGCAGCACAGCUUUGGGAAUGGGUUUCAAACUCCAUUGAAUUAACGCACGAGGUACAUUUUUGGACGGAUUCAACAUGUGUGCUUCAAUGGAUUAAGGCUCCAUCCAAUACAUGGACGACGUUUGUGGCGAACCGAGUCUCGAAAAUUCAGACUCUGACAGAGAAUUAUAUAUGGCGUCACGUACCAGGGGUCAGCAACCCAGCGGACCUAAUUUCGCGCGGAGUCCCGCCAGAUCAAAUUCAUGGGAGCAGCAUGUGGUGGGAAGGGUCAAGUUGGUUAAAGGAAUCAGCAGAUCGAUGGCCUCGGUCACUGGACACUGUCAUGGAUGAAGUUCCAGAACGACGUCCAAAUGCAGUUGCAUGUGUGUCAACUGAAAAAUCGAACUUCAUGAACAAAUAUCUUUCUAAUUUCUCAUCUUAUACAAAUCUGCUCAGAACAACUGCUUAUUGGUUGCGGUUGAUUCGAAUAUUGCGAAAAACGGAAGGAGAGGAGACACGGAGUUUCCUAACUAGCACAGAACUAAGGGAAGCAGAAUUUGUUAUUGUGAGACAGGUUCAACAAGAUAUGUUUUCGGAGGAGCUGAAAGGGCUAACCAGCGGUAAGGGUGUUCCUCGCAAUUCGCCGUUAAGGUGGUACAAACCAAUUAUUUCGGAAAAUGGUGUAUUACGUGUAGGAGGAAGAUUGGGUCAUUCACAGCAACCGAACGAUGUGAAGCACCCAAUGGUUUUGUCGGCCAGACACACGCUGACGGAGAUGAUACUAAGGCAUUAUCACCAACAAUUAUUGCAUGCCGGACCCCAGCUACUACUGAGCACGAUCAGGUUACGUUUCUGGCCGCUGGGUGGCCGCAAUUUAUCUAGGAAGGUUGUCCAUCAGUGUCAUCGUUGUUUCCGAGCCAAGCCCACAUUAUUGAAACAGCAAAUGGGGGAACUUCCAGCUCCCAGGGUAACAAUAUCCAGACCGUUCUCCCGAUGUGGAGUGGAUUAUUUUGGGCCAGUAUACACUCGAGCAGGGCGGCAUCUGUCGGCUACCAAAUCAUACGUGGCCAUCUUCGUGUGCAUGUGUACGAAGGCAGUGCAUAUGGAGCAUGUCACAGACUUAUCCACAGAACGUUUCCUACAAGCUUUACGAAGAUUUUUUGCCAGGCGAGGGCGGUCAUCGGAUAUGUACUCCGAUAACGGUACAAAUUUUGUCGGAGCUAAAAAUCAAUUGCGGGAACUCUUCACACUGUUAAAAGACUCCAGUCACCAACAAGCAGUUACGAAAGAAUGUGCAACUAAUGGCAUUCAAUGGCACUUCAAUCCGCCGGCUGCCCCACAUUUCGGUGGUUUGUGGGAAGCUGCAGUGCGUUCAGCGAAAUAUCACUUGUUGCGAGUGCUUGGUGGAAAUCCGGUAUCUGCAGAAGAUUUUAUCACCUUGUUGGCACAGGUAGAGGCAUGCCUGAAUUCGAGGCCAUUGACACCAAUGUCAGAUGACCCAACAGACUUGGAACCACUCACUCCAGCUCACUUCCUGAUCGGUGGAUCAUUACAAGCUAUUCCAGAACCCGAUUAUGGGUGUGUGCAGUUGAAUCGGCUUACUCGAUGGCAGCUUGUCCAACGUCAGUUACAGGAUUUCUGGAGGCGCUGGAAAAUGGAAUACUUAUCGGAGCUUCAGAGUAGAACCAAAAAUUGGGGACCAUCCGUAAAGAUUGAUGUUGACAGAUUGGUGGUAAUUGUUGAUGCAAAUCAGCCACCAAUGCGAUGGAAACUAGGACGAAUCGACGAGCUACAUCCAGGACAAGACGGUGUGGUACGAGUUGUCACUGUCAAAACGGCAACUGGACGUCUCACUCGGCCAGUAGAAAAACUUUGUCUUUUGCCAAGGAUCGAAGAAAGGAUGGAAGAUACACCUCAAGCAGUCAUCACUCCAGCGUGA